CGUGGAACUGUCCAGUGCUGACGCUCUUCAAACACUCAAGGUGCACUCCGCUUUAGCUCCUAACAGCGAGCGCCAACGACAACAAAACUACACUCGUCUGAAAUGAUUAUGUGAUAUGUUACGUGCUGUUUGAAACGGUGUCCAGGAGUUUAUUUGAUCUGAGGUUGUUUUCCGUUUCAAAGCUUCUUUCAGUGGGACUGGACUGUGCGGGCUGAACGACUGGCAAGCGACGAGACAUUUUGAUUGUUUGAUUGAUGCAUUCCUCUGCAGACUGCGUGGACGACCAGAUCUGCUGACCGGAGAGAAAGUUUCCUUGGAUAAAAUCAUACACGAUGAUGGAUGCGGCUGAAUGUUGUGUGAAGGUGAUGUGCCGAUUCAGGCCACUUAACGAAUCGGAAAUCACCAGAGGUGACAAAUACAUACCGAAAUUCAAAGGAGAAGACACCGUGGUGAUAUCGGGCAAACCGUAUAUCUUUGACCGAGUCUUUCCUCCAAACACAACACAAGAACAAGUAUAUGAUACCUGUGCCAAACAGAUUGUUAAAGAUGUGCUGGAUGGCUAUAAUGGGACAAUCUUUGCAUAUGGCCAAACCUCAUCAGGGAAGACGCACACUAUGGAGGGGCAGCUCCAUAACUCCCAACUGAAGGGCAUCAUCCCUCGCAUCGCCCAGGACAUCUUUGACCACAUCUACUCUAUGGAUGAGAACCUGGAGUUCCAUAUCAAGGUCUCUUAUUUUGAAAUCUACAUGGACAAAAUUCGAGAUUUGCUUGAUGUUUCCAAAACCAACCUGGCUGUCCAUGAAGAUAAGAACAGGGUGCCAUUUGUCAAGGGCUGUACCGAGCGUUUUGUGUCCAGUCCGGAGGACGUCAUGGAUGUGAUCGAUGAGGGGAAAUCCAAUCGUCACGUGGCUGUCACAAACAUGAAUGAGCACAGCUCCCGCAGUCACAGCAUUUUCCUCAUUAAUAUUAAGCAGGAGAAUGUGGAGACAGAGAAGAAACUGAGCGGAAAACUCUACCUGGUGGAUCUGGCAGGAAGUGAAAAGGUCAGUAAAACUGGAGCAGAAGGAUCUGUGCUGGACGAGGCUAAAAAUAUCAAUAAGUCUCUGUCUGCUCUGGGGAACGUCAUCUCAGCCCUGGCUGAAGGAACUAAAACCCAUGUGCCAUACAGAGACAGUAAAAUGACCAGGAUCCUGCAGGACUCUUUAGGUGGGAACUGCAGAACAACUAUCGUCAUCUGCUGCUCUCCAUCCGUAUAUAAUGAUGCUGAGACCAAAUCCACACUCAUGUUCGGCCAAAGGGCCAAAACCAUCAAAAACACAGUUUCUGUGAACAUGGAGCUUACAGCUGAGGAAUGGAAGAAGAAAUAUGAGAAAGAGAAAGAGAAGACCAGAAAUCUGAAAAUCACCAUCCAGCGGCUAGAAAAUGAGCUUAAACGAUGGCGGAAAGGUGAGAAUGUCCCUGCUGAUGAGCAGCACAGCAGUAAAGAAUUAAAGAAUGCUGAAGCCGCUCCCAUAAUUGAGACUUCAGCUCCGCCCCCUGAGCCGCUUUCUGAUUCAGAGAAAACCCAGUAUGAGGAGCUGAUCAAUGACCUGUAUCAGCAACUAGACGACAAGGAUGAUGAGAUCAACCAGCACAGUCAGCUGGCAGAGAACCUGAAACAGCAGAUGGUGGACCAGGAUGAGUUACUGGCAUCCACACGGCGUGACUAUGAGAAGAUCCAGGAAGAUCUGAGCCGUUUGCAGCAUGAGAACGAGGCAGCUAAAGAUGAGGUGAAGGAGGUGCUCCAGGCCUUAGAAGAGCUGGCUGUGAACUACGACCAGAAAAGCCAUGAGGUGGAAGACAGAAGCAAGACAAACCAGCAGCUCACAGAGGAGCUUAUGCAGAAGAGUGCAGCUCUGGCUGGUGUGGAGAGGGAUCUGUCUGCCCUGCAGGAGCACAGUGGACAUCACAAGAAGAGAUCAGCAGAGAUCCUCAGUCUCUUGCUCCGGGACCUCAAUGAGAUUGGCAGUGUUAUUGCCUUGAAUGACCACAAGAUGACAGAGAUGAACGGAGGAAUGGAGGAGGAAUUCACCAUGGCACGGCUCUUCAUAAGUAAGAUGAAGUCAGAAGUGAAGUCUCUGGUCAACCGCAGUAAACAGCUUGAGAGCACACAGGCCGACACGAUGCGGAAAAUACAGGCCAACGAGAAAGAGCUGGCUUCCUGUCAGCUGCUGAUCUCUCAGCAUCAAGCAAAGAUCAAAUCCCUCACCGACUACAUGCAGAACAUGGAACAGAAGAAGAGACAGCUGGAGGAAAGCCACGACUCACUGACGGAGGAGCUCGCUAAACUCAAUGCGCAAGAAAAGAUGCAUGAGGUUUCAGUCAUGGAUAAGGAAAAGGAGCACAUGAGCAGGAUGCAGGACGCUGAGGAGAUGAAGAAAGCGCUGGAACAGCAGAUGGAAAGCCACCGAGAGGCUCAUCAGAAGCAGCUUUCACGUCUGCGAGAUGAGAUCGACGUGAAACAGAGGAUCCUUGAUGAGCUGAAAGAUGUGAACCAGGCUCUUCAGCUUGAACAGAAUCAGCUCAGGUCUGACUAUGAAAAGCUGAAACAAGAGGAACAGAAGAAGGACGAGAGGCUGCAGAAGCUUCUCUUGUUGAAUGAGAAGAGGGAGCAAGCUAAAGAAGAUCUCAAGGGUCUGGAGGAGACUGUGGCCAAGGAGCUCCAGACUCUCCUGAACCUGCGUGUGAUGUUCAUCCAGGACAUCAAUAAUCGCAUUGGACGAAGUGUAGAGUUGGACACUGAUGAAUCAGGGGGAAGUCUGGCUCAAAAACAGAAAAUAAUUUUCCUCGAGAAUAACCUGGAGCAGCUCACUAAAGUCCACAAGCAGCUGGUACGUGAUAAUGCAGACUUAAGGUGUGAGCUGCCCAAACUGGAGAAGCGCCUGCGUGCAACUGCUGAGCGAGUGAAGAUCCUAGAGUCUGCUCUGAGAGAGGCCAAAGAAAGCGCCAUGAGAGACCGUAAGAAGUACCAGCAGGAAGUGGACCGCAUCAAGGAGGUCAUCCGAGCCAACAACCAGGCCAGGAUGAAACAAAACGCACAGAUCGCUAAGCCUAUUCGUGCUGGACAUCAUCACUCAGCGGCUUCUGCCUCACUGGGCCACAGUAUCAGAGGGGGCGUCCCAAGCCCACGACGACGCCACCAGCACCAGCCACAGCAGCAACAGCAGCAGCAGCAGCAGUACCAUCACAGGAGCAAGUGAAAAACUCUCCAUGGGACAAAAAAUGACCGGUCUGACUCCAGUCUGCGCAUUCUUUCCAUUCCAACUAUGUGUGGCAACAAGACGACGUCUUUUCCAAUGCAGUCUUUUCUAUUCAGUGAGGUGCGGGGGAAGAACUACUGUCAUCUUCAAGUUCAUUUCCUGUCCUUACCAUGACCUCCUUACAUUCAUCCUGUUUAAGUGGAGAUUUGUGGACUCAACUAUCAAUAAACAAACCCAGACCCACAAAGUAAGACUAAAGGAUAUUGGAUUUUAAAGUCAUAGAAGUGCUAUUUCACUGAAUUUCUGUUUUUCUUGGCUUCUUUCUGCAUUGAGUCAUUUUGUAUUUGA
Molecule: messenger RNA, 3587 nt
Organism: Carassius auratus (goldfish)
Lineage: Eukaryota; Metazoa; Chordata; Actinopteri; Cypriniformes; Cyprinidae
Product: kinesin heavy chain-like
Exons: 26
Coding region: 333-3239 (968 amino acids)
Biological process (GO): microtubule-based movement
Molecular function (GO): microtubule binding; ATP binding; microtubule motor activity
Source: RefSeq, a predicted model, not a curated record